AUGUCGAAGCUUUUUAUCGGUGGUCUCUCCUACGGGACGGAUGAUAACCGUCUUCGACAGAAGUUUGAGGAAUUCGGCGUCGUUGAAGAUGCUAUUGUCGUCAAGGACCGAGAUACCGGUCGAUCCAGAGGAUUCGGAUUCGUUAGAUUCUCUAACGAUGACGAGGCUACUGCUGCGCAGGAAGCCAUGAAUGAUGCCGAAUUUGACGGAAGAAGAAUCCGUGUCGAUAAGGCCAGCGACAGGUCCGGCGGCGGUGGUGGCGGCGGCGGUGGUGGACGUCGUGGAGGAUACGGCGGUGGUGGCGGUGGAUACGGCGGUGGUGGUGGAUAUGGUGGUAACGGAGGCGGUGGUGGUGGUGGAUAUAACUCCGGCGGUGGUGGCAACUGGAGGUAG
Orbilia oligospora ATCC 24927 is the source of this 393-nucleotide messenger RNA. RefSeq lists its product as uncharacterized. Bases 1 to 393 code for a protein of 130 amino acids. The transcript has 5 exons. The record is from RefSeq and is a predicted model, not a curated record. Lineage: Eukaryota; Fungi; Ascomycota; Orbiliomycetes; Orbiliales; Orbiliaceae. Gene Ontology annotation, molecular function: RNA binding.